Molecule: messenger RNA, 354 nt
Organism: Fraxinus pennsylvanica
Lineage: Eukaryota; Viridiplantae; Streptophyta; Magnoliopsida; Lamiales; Oleaceae
Source: the annotation of a GenBank genome assembly
AUGGAUUGCUAUCUGAACAAAGAACGCGUGUUCCCUUUGAUGAAGGACUUGGUCGUUGAAAAUUGCCCCAUGAUAACAAAAUUGGGUCCACGGCCACUAAGUGCACCAAAACUUGAUAUUUCCGAUUUGUUGGAUGAGUCAGGUCUACAAAAGGAUCCUAGAUAUGGAGCUUGGGUAGAGCAUCAAGUAUGCAAAAAUAUGGAGGACGCCCUCCGACAAAUUCUGCUCACUGAAGGUUUGGCUGGACUUUAUAUAGGCAUUGUCCCCUCAAUUGUCGAAGCUGCACCUGCUGGUGCUGUGACAUUUGUUGCUUAUGAAUUCACGUUGGAUUGUUUAGAGUCGAUUUUAAAUUGA